AUGGUAAACAUCGCCGUCGCUGUCUGCUGUGCUGUUCUGCUACUCGUUAAGGGAUGCUUCUCUCGUACGUUUCCUUUCAUAAUUUGGAGGUGUAUCCGUUCAUGAUAAAAUGUCAUGUUCCCUCCUUUCAUCUUAGUUUUUGGCGUGAAAAGAGUCUUUUGAAUUUUCAAGAUCCACCAUGAAUGCUCAAUGCAUCGCUGAUCCACAUGAAUAAAACCUAGAGUAAAUCCGUAGGUUUACUUUGGAAAAACUCGAGUAGACAUUUUUAAUGAUCCGUUACUAGUGAUAGUGAAUUUAUUGGGGCCAUUUGAAAGCGCAUUACCGGAAAUCAUUUAUUAUAUUAAUUUCCAUAAUUGUGUUAGAUAGCGUAGACGAAAUGAAACACGCCUUACAUUAUAAGCGCAUUACGCAGCGUGCGCAGAAGUACACUAUAAGCGCGUUCUACUCACUGGGAAUUGUUGAACUUAUUUAUUUAAGCAUCCAGGCUACUCCUUUGCGAUUCUUGUUUCAUAGUAUCAAUUUUUGGCUUUGUCAGGGCUGCAUGCCGAAUGGAAAUUUCUUCAGAUAUUUUAAAUCGAAACGCAUUUUAAAAUUUCACGCAAUGAAUAAAAAAUGAUUAAAAAAUGAUAAUAACUUCGUCAGACCAAAAAACAUUGUCAGAAUUGAAGAAACCUUUUCAAGGUAAAAACAUGAAAGAGCAUAAGUUAAAAUACAUGGAAAAUGUUAUGACAAGGGUAUGGUUUAAGGACAGUGUUACUCAAUUCGGUAAGAAAAUGUACUAAAGGAAAAUAACUAGCGAUAUGCAUUUGCACGCGGCAGAUUAAGACUUUAAAGGACCUCGCGAUGGGUGUUGUUCGAGGCUAGUCAGAGUGUUUGCGUCUCCGAAUACUGAAAGGCAAAAAUACUUCAAAUAACUGGAGUGCAAAUGAUUCGGCCGGAGCGUGAGGCGUAUAGCAGCUACAUUCCCUGGACGUUCCAUAACACACAAGUUUCCUUAGGAGUAAAAAGCGUAUUUCACAUUUUUUCCUAAAUAUCAAACGCCGGGAUUAAAAUGCACAGUUCACACGGCGAUUGGUCAACCUGGGGGAACGUGGCAAACAGCGACUUGCAAAAUUAACUGUCGCGUGAGGAAUGGGAGUUGAUCUAACAUGCAUGCCAUCCGGACUUCCAUCAGCGCUUAGACAAGAGCCGGGAGAAGAAGUCAUUUAUUCCACUCCAUACAUAUAGAUGAUGCAGACUGCAAUGAAUGCAGCCUACUCACGAAAAAAGCAGCUGUAAAAAUCGAAACUGUCCAACCUUUCCAGGGGAGACAACGAAUGAUGUUUUUUGGCGAGCCGGCAACCGCAUCAGCCUGAUUGAAGAUGUGAGUUUUCUAUGACAAGUAAACGUUGGACGAUGAAGUAAUUUGCGCCCCAACUGAAUCAGCCAUUCCGUUUAGUUAAAUAUGGAUGUUUGGAAUACGAGAAACCAUGAUUCACCAUUGGAAGCCAGACGAUACUUUCGCGUUAAUCCUGAUUCACUUUGGUAUUAAGGACAAACAUGCACAGAAAAUGUUCUCACGCUAAUUGGACAUGUUUCACAAAUAUACUUUAAUCCUAGCUGUCCAAAUUAUGCGAUUGACGAAUUUACUUCUGAUAAGUCCUCAACACUGACCAAACAUGCUGUUUUAUCCCCCAUCUCUAAGAAAAUGACCAGCCAACUGCACUGAGGCUCGACGUACUCAGCUCAGAUACAAUAAGGGUAGUUUGGGAAUUUCCUAUGGAUCUGAAUCUGCAAUUUGACAAUUUCCGACUCAAUGUCUCCGGAGGUGCCAAGAGAAGCCGGUUAGUGGGCAUGGACGGUAGGGUGCUAGUCAAACAUCUUACACCUUCGACGACCUACAGGAUGACAUUGGAGACCAAAUACACUGGAACAGAGAAAUACAGCCAGCCGGCGGAGGCAACUGCAACCACCUUCGCACGAGGUUCCAUGUCUAUUCUACUUUACUCUCAAACAUGUUCUGCUGUGUAUGUGCGCCUGUAUUACUACUCGCACACACUCUUAGCUUUUGGAUGAUCUCAUUAACUGAUUUGACUCACGCCUCCCCUGCGCACUUUUCGAUAAUUGUUCUGUCCUUUGUCCGAUGCAAGGAACCGACAUGCCGAGAGAACUGACUGCUACGGCGCUCAGUGCCAAUUCCAUCAAAGUCACCUGGAAGGCACCAACGAGUGUGAAUCCAGACACAAAAUAUUAUUUUCUAAAAGUGGGCAAAAAGCACUUUGAAAUCCGUUAUCGGGAUUUUACUGGGGAAUACACGGUCGAUGAUCUGAAAGCCAACCGCCAGUACAAUGUCGCUGUCCGCGUCGGCUACAAGAGCCCAGAUUACAAGGCGCCAGCCGCCGAGACCACUGUGAAGACACAGUCCUCAUGUAAGUCCGCACAUGGUUUCUUAUCAUGAGGCAGUUAUAUGCACCUUAUUUUUUAUUAACUGCUGACCAUACAAUUUAAUGAUUGGAGAAGUAUGUGCAGUUUCCUUUAUGUAUUAAAUGACAUGCAUUUUUACGUCCAAACUCAUGUCUGAAAAGAGCUAUAAUUUUGGUAAAGCGGUAGAGGAUGUUUGCGUGGUGUUAGAAAAACAACCUCUUAUCAAGUCAGCAGAUGUUACAACAGAGCAAAUUGCAUCUUAAAGCAUAGUGUCCACCAUCAAACCCGUGGUAUUCUGCUUCCAAGUGUGGCGUCAAAUUAGAGUGUACACGUAGGUAUACGUAGAGACCGUCAGCUAUGUUGCCGAUAACGUUUGAAACUAGGAAAUGGCCAAGUCUACCUUCUGGUUCUAGAUGAAACAAUCAGUGAAUUACUGGCUAAUCGAAAAACCAGCGACUGCGUCUUAAUGAAUCAGUCAUGAGCAUGAAUUGAAGGCCACUCGUAAAGAUCAAUAAAGGAAUAAAGUCCAACCGCAUCGCAUUAUAUUGAGUGACAUGAGGCAUAGAUAUUGCCUCACUCAUGUGCACAUAGGAAAGUAUUGGCGUUUGAAUGCCUAUUCCUCCGAUUUCAAUUAACGUCCCUGCAUUUCUGCACACCCAAGACCCUACGAUUCUUUCAAUCUACCAAUUGUAUACGUCUGAAUGCAUGUAUACAGAAUCAUGCACAUCUCAUGUGCGUUUAAAGUGCACUCUCAUAUCUGCAGGGGGAAUAAGGCAGAAAGGGAAGACACUCAUAUUUAGAAAGACCCAGGAGUUUCAGGACGUCAUUUAAGGUUUAAAUGAUCUGUAGCAUAUGGGCUAUCCACCAAGCUAGUUGCACAUUUCCAGACCAACAAUGUAACCACUGUGAUGUAAUUUCAGUCAUUUGUAGUGGAAAGGUUUUUAGAUGGGGCCGAACGUUUGCCAAUCUGCUGUGUCAAACUGUCACGAAACAGGAAACCUGACUCAGUUGGAUUUUUCGGCAACUCCGAAAGCACACGGAUUUCACCAUAUCGGAAGAGAUUAGGUGGCGAACUUACGCUAGUCGCGAAUAAGUAACCUCGUGUACAGUCUCACUUUACUGGUAGAGUCAUUUGGUGGUGCUAGUAAUGGGAACUGCUGAUUGAAAUACGUUUCGUAUCAUUUGCCAUUACUCUGUGGCAGGAUCAUGAUUCUGUUUUAUUCUGUCACAUAAUGUUCCUUUGAUUGGGCUGCGGAUAUUGAGGCAUGUUAGUUGUAAGAUGAACAAUCUUGGUUACGUUUCUGGCUACAGGCCUUCUGAUGCAAACAGCUUGCCGCUCUGAAUUAACAAUCUUCUGAAUUAAAUUUUGACUGUUCGUUUAACCCCAGUGCUCACUGUCUGAAACUUGUUCUCUUUUUUCUGACGCUCUUAAGAAUCUUCAGGAUACAGUCACAGGUGUGGUUUCUUGACAUGUGAAAGACAAAAAUAUCGCCCUGGAGAAAAUUUCCCCUUUUCUUCAUUUGGGUUUCAGUACCUUUCAUACAGUUCCUAGCAAAGCAUCAUUUUCAUAUGUAUUCCAGAGGACAGUUGGAUUUUAAUCACUGCAUGUUAAUUUAUCAUUGUGGUUUAAUGCAUAGACCUUGCACUACUCAUAAUAAACUACACAAUCUAUGACUCUGAUUGACUUUCCCUCGAACAGCAACAAUAACCAUUUGGGCGAGAUAUUCCCGUCUGAGACGCCUUGGCAAUAAUAUCACAUCUAGAAAAUCGAUGAGGAUAGUCGUCUGAGGGCCAAAAAACAAGUUGGACUUAAUUCCGCAUUGAUAUUGCUAGGGACGGAACACCUGCGUACGCCUUAAUGCUUAGGGAUCUGGGUCAACACCAGCACAGGCAGCACGUUGGUACGCAAAGGAGUCAUCUGGGCAGUCGUUUAUUUUGGCGUCCAACUUCCAUUUCGCUAAUUCUCAUACGGCAUCCAGGAUGCUGCCUUCGAUAAGGGCCCACGCAAAUAGCUUAAGAAUCUUUGAAGCAUUCAAGGUUUAGGGGUAAUUUAAGAAUGCAUUUAAGUAGGCGAGGGAGAUUGUCAAAGAUACUGGAAGACGUCAGUGAAUUGCUGUUAGGACAUUUUCAGAGGUUACCGAUUACGUGGUAGGACUGACAUACAUGGCUCUCUAGACAGGGCAUGAGAACAGGAACCAUUUGCACUAGGGGUAUUAUGAGCCAGUAUCAGUGAAAUUAAGAUCAGGUUUAAUCUAACGAUUAGGAUCAGGCUACGAAUCGGGGUUAGAUCUAGAUGCAAUUUGGACGACAAGGAAAGUCAAGAUCAAGAUUAGGGCUAAGGUUGGGACUAGUGUUGGCCGCAGAGUUAGGGCUUUGGGUAGGAUUUGGGUCCAGAUGACGGCGGUAGGAUGUUAUUGUCGAUGUGAACAGUAUGGAAUCCGUCUCAGUUAAUGCAAUAACGUUAGGACGUAGCUCGGCCACAAUUCUUCUGCGUUCUUCAAAUUUGUCUAAGUGAACUGUAUAUUUCCGUAAAAGAACUUGAUCUUUUAUACAUUUUUGCGAGGAACUAUUCGCUUAGACGGGUGGCUUUUGUUACUAUGACCUUCAUUAUCCAUAGCAGGGAUUUUGUCGCCGGACAGUCAUUCCGUUCGGCAUUACCAGCCCUUUCUCUGUUUGCUCAUUCGAAGUCUUCAGUUCCGCAUCCAGAGCCCUCCACUUCAUUCUGUGUUGCACAGAGAAGUCCUGUUGAAAAUAAAAAUGUCUCAAAAUCCGGUUACCUUCCAUCCCUUUCGAUCACUGGAGUGAAAGAUUUAUAUGGAUUUGCUUGAUUAUAAUAAAUGCGUCGUUAACAUAUCACAGGCACUGUGGACUCUACUAGAAAAACAGAUAUAUACAUAUUCGACGACAAAGCCCCACCCAUCGUACCGCCAGCAUGUGGUCUUUGGCCUUUUUGGUAGACCGCCUCUCCGUAGAGGCCAGUUCUUUCUGAUGCAAACAACUGCAGCUACUGACGAUUGAUUUCGCCAACCAGCUUUGUAUCCCGAUUAAAGUCAAAGUAAAUUUCAUCAUAAAGCGGACCAUGUUCCUCUUCGCCACUGACUGCUCCAUCUUCGGGCUGACCAUUAACACGAACUGAACGGAAAAAAAUGUAGCCACGCAUUACGUAGCACCAGAAAUUUCAUAAAUGGAAACCGACACUUAUUUGUGGGUGCGUUCGCCUAACUAGGCAGCGUCAUCUCAAACGCCAGAAAGAUAGACGAUAAACUAGCACAGCAUGUCUCCAAAGUCACUCAAGCCUUCGCCUGACAAAGAAAAGUUUCGCCCGAAGUGCCACGAAUUUCAAAUCAGCAUGCCUUUAGGAAACAAGCACAGCAGCACGUCGUUGAUCACUUAUUAAAAUAACUUUUUACUUCUGAAACCAGGCCUGUAGCGCAUAGUCCAGAGGCGGCUGCAUAAACGCUCUCUAUAACCUACAAAAUUGUCUCCAUCUUGUUUGACAAAGGUUCUGCGUACUACCGUCAAAGUUGACGUUGCCGACACUGCGACUUCGGAAUAGUGUGUUGUUUCGCUUAUAUCGUCCUUGGCGAAUACUGUAAAGCCUUUUUGCGCAUUCAAGUUUUUUGUGGUUGAUUUUUUAACAUAUGACGUAUUGAAGGUAUAUUAUUUGCUCGUCUCGCUGACAUAAUGCGCAUAACCUAACAUUCGUCGACACGGAACUUCACGCACCAGAACGCGUCACAUAUCUGCAGACUUCCCAUAGCCCAUCUCAGUUUCCGGGAGUCUUUGUCAUCUUUUAUUACCCUCAGCAGUUUAAGAUCAUUUGCAAAGGGCGCUUUAUAGGACUUCACUUUUAGGCUAUAAAGGUGGAUGAUAAACAGGAGCGACAGGAGAACUGACUCCUGCGGGACCCAACAUUUAGCAGGCGCCCAUUCUGUAUAGUUGUCACCCGCAUGUUGUAAUAGCUCCCUCUUACUGUGGAUUUUAUUGUACUCCCACUCUGUGGUAUCGAAGUCAGAUGUGACGGCACGCCUAGGUGCGGCUUCGGCCGGGCCGGCCCCACCAGUUGUUACUGAUUAAAAUCAUGGUCAUGUGUUUGUUGUGGACUAGAGGAAUGUAGAGUGAAACGCCUGGGUGCGAGAUCGGCUGUGCCAUCCAGCUGCGCCCUUUCCCACCCCCGGUCUUCCUGACUAUGUCUUGACACCAAAUCCAGGUGGGGGAGGAGGAGAAAGUGCGGUAGAUACUGUGCAAGUCUACUACCAAAAUAAAACUAACUCAUGCAAACGUCAUCGUUCCUGUUCCACCUUGCUGUGGAGCAAACGGUAGACGUCAUUGGACACGACAGUCGAACUAUCGUGUGUAACGACUUAAAACAGUGCGUCGCCUCACCACAAGGUCCGUUUUGAUUCGAGUAUUCGCAAGUCAAGGCGUCGUCUUGUCGGGCCUGCACGAUGCCAAGGAGAGUCCCGUCAUGGAUUUCGCUAAACUACGCCCAAUCGUCCACCUGUGUUUAGCCUGUCCUUUAUUUGCAUGAGCCUGGUGCAUAUGGUAGCUGGCGGUUCAUCUGCCUAGGCGAUUGUUCUAAAGGAGCUACCGGGGAUAGGGGAAUCAAGAGCACCUGUUUCCGCGUAGAUUGCGGGGAAGAUUUUAAAGGAAAACCCCGGUGGGUUUCCAAGAUCAUUCUCUGUCCUCUUCCGUGCAUCCUUCGAGGCCAGAUGUCUGCCAGCGGACUGACAAUCUACAUGUUUUACACCGCUGCAAAAGAGUGAUAGUCAGAUCUUCGUUAAAAAUUACUGUCCAGUCAGCCCCACCUCCACUUACUGUAUGAUUAUUGCGAAAAUAAUUGAGCAUAAAUUAAUGCAGCUCCUUGAAUUAAAUCAUCUUUAUUCCGAUUUUCAAAAUAAGUUCCGAAAAGGCAGGUCUUAUGUGACAAAUUUUCUCUGCUGCCUGGAACAGUGGAAUUGGGCUGUCGAUAGAGGACAUAUGGCGCAUGUCAUCCAUAUCGACUUUAAAAAGGCCUUCGACAGUGUGCCUCACCACCGCCUUCUAUACAAACGUAGCCGUGCAGGAGUGCGAGGUAAGCUUCUGGUGUGGAUUCGAAGCUUUUUACUCGGCCGCUCCCAAGCCGUCCACGUCAGUGACCAGCAAUUUGUCGAGCUUACCGUUAGGAGUGGUGUUUCCCAAGGCUUUCUUCUUGGCCCUACACUGUUCCUCGUAUACGUCAAUGACUGCGCUAACGAACUGGAUUGCGAUGUCGCAAUGUUUGCCAUAAAAAUCUGGAACACCAUACGAAAUAAAACUGACGGAGCGCGAUUGCAAACAAACCUAGACCGUCUCGAGCAAUGGUCGGGCGACUGACUUUUGCCGUUUAGCGUAAACAAGUGUGACUACCUACGGGUCGUUGGAACCAGUUCUCCAAACCUCAUGGUCUCCAGCCUGGCUGGCAUACAUUUAUAGGAGGUGGACGCCCAUAAGGACGUGAGUGUGUGGAUCACAGCCUCGCUCAAACCUUCGCUGGGCUGUUCAGAGAUAGGUGAUGCCCAUUCUUUACCUCGUCAAACGGGCGUUCUCUUUCUUUGAUAAGGACUGCUUCGCGACGGUCCUACGAAAUUUGUGCGGCAGCAUCUGCAGUUUGCUAUUCAAGGAUGAAGACCCUGGACCGCAAAAAGUAUCAGCGUACUCGGAAAACUUCAACUGUCGGCAGCCAAACUUGUAAAUAGACAAGACUCACUACCCUACAAAACUCGACUAGCUAAUCCUGAUCUCUUUCCUUUUGGUUGCAGGCAGUUACGUGGUAACCUAAUACAAGCUUUCUGCAUCCCGCGUAAUCAGGUUUGCUGCCUAGCAUCAGGAGACUUCUUCGAGCUGGCGACUACGACUAACCGAAGGGAUCGCCCACUCAAACUACGUGUGAAUGGUGUCAGGCUAGACACAUGGAAGGUCUUCUCCAACAGAGUGGUUGCCUGAUGGUGCUGUUAUGUCUGCAUCCGUAGAACCUAUCGAAAGAAAGCUGGAUCAACAUCGCACGGCGCACCACAAUUCCAUUCGACCGCUAUUGUCUUGAUACCUCAUAAGAACCCUUUAAUACUAUAAUGACACUGCUGCAAUCCUUCAAGUAACAUUUGUCUAUACAGUGUAUUAGCGUAUGAACCACGGCGAACGCCACUACUCUCAUUCACCAACAUGCUCACAGUCCACAAAUCUUCUUACUUUACCUUUAACUUAGGUGUGCCUCAAAUAUCUACUGUAUUAAUCGCCAAAGCGAGUGUAUACGCCUUCAAAUGCUGUUAUCAUAUAGAAUACUUUGUUCAUCUGUAUAUUUUUGAUAUUUUCCACAUAAUUCUUCCACAUGCAAGAAAUAGGGAUUUCAAAGGUACACACCUACCUUCCUUCAAAUAAACUGAACGGAAGUGAACUGCACUUUCAUAAGGUCCAGUUUGCGGGCGCAGCGUUCAAAUCUCUCGCAUGGUCGAAUGGUUUACGCUUCGCCUUUUUAUGUGCUGGGUUGGGGACCCGUGCAUACGGGGACAGUUAUAUUUCCAUCGCAUCGUACAUAUGAUAUUGUAUAGCGUAGCUCAAAUUAAUAUGCAUUCCGAGUCGGGCUGGUUUUACCAGCUGAAAAGUUCACGAGUAAAACUCGAAUUUUCCGAAGAAUCCCUUCCAUUUUUCGUAUUGCAUAAUAUUUAAACAUAGUCUUGCUUCUUCCCGCAUCAUUUAUUUCAUCUAUUAUAUAUUUACAACGUACAUAUGGACACGUCCAAUAUAGUUUACAUGGUAAAACGUCUGUAGUAAUAAGCAUGACAUACCAUGCAGAGCUCUCACACAGACAUCAUAUUCUAUAUUGGGUUGUCAUCUCCAGAUUAAUUGCCUUUUAUUUUUCGUCCUUCGAAAUAUCCAAUCAAAUAAAACCUAAUCGUCCAGUUUAGGCAGAUUGCCAUUAAAUGGGAGGCAGAAAGUAUCUAACUGAUAUACAAGGGUGGAGUUUUAACUAGUGCCACACGUUAUCAAACCUUCAAACUUAACCACAUUUCAUAUUGCCCCAACUGUGAAAAACUCAGCGCCUUCGUCGGAUUUGAACCAACGGCAGUAAGCGGAAGGCUUUAGUACAGCCAGCGCUCUAACCACUUGAGCUACCAGGCCCCGCCGGACGACGCGAGUUUAAUCACAUUUGGGUCAAGUCACCCGAUAACCGUCGAGUGGGAGGCAAUAAAUAUCUAACCGAUAUACAGGGGUGGAGUUCGAACUGCCGACAAGCAUUAUCAGGCCUUGAAAUUGAAAAAUAUUUCCUGCGAAAUAAUGGGAAUCAUUGUAGAUAGGAGUACACGGGCGAGUCCGAGGAAGAUGGGAUCACGCGUAGCUGCCGAAGGGCCACGUGCGUACUAUAAAAAGCAGCUCCCGUGAUUAAAGUUGGGGGUCGGAGGUGAGGCACUGAUGGCUCAUCGGUCCGCGCCCAAGUCGUUGAUUACCGCAAUUUCUUCAUCCGUUUUGGAUGUUGGCAGGAUUAUAACUCGACCAUUUGACUAGUUGCAACUGGGAUUGUUUAUCGUUCGCAUCCGAUCUAUCGCCCUCCUCACGUGACUGAAUCUCCAUGUCCUGGUAAUGUCUCAGCACCGAAUAUGCUGGAGGGGAGUCACUGCUAUUGUUGAUGGAUUGCUGGCCUGAAAACCAUUGCUCGAUCAGCUCGCGAAUCACGCAGUUGUCGCAUUUUGCGAGGAUUUCAGCUAUUUAAAACUUGAAGAUAUGUCCGGUCCUCGUGGAAUGAGUCGCCAUUUUGAAGCUUACCUUCCCACCGCUGCUGCGUGCUUCGCCAUGCGUGUCUAAGGUGUCUUUCCAAUUUCUCCGAAGCAACUGGUCUGUUCGGAUCCAGUAAAGGACUUCAGGCGUUUCCUGCUUUGGCAGCAGGUCUUUAGGCCUCAUGACCCGACGCCUGGUGUCUGCUUCCGGCCUGUGUGCAACUGCAAUUCCAAUUGGAGUGUGAGGGCGGCUGACGGCCUCAGAAACGUUCUUCAUACAGGAAAAUGCUCACCAAAAAUUUAAUACCGGUUGGAUUUGGUUUGUGGUAUCGUCUGCGUAUGCAGUGCUUGACAAAGUUGCGUGAGGAGCCAUUGGCUCUCAUUACCCAUCCAGGAUAUUGUUAUUCAGCAAGCACGUCUUACUUUUCACUGUAAUGCGUCACAACAAACCGGUAUAUAGCCCUUACGCAGCCCAGUCCGUGACUUAUCGGGUGACUACUGUUGAAGUUCCGUACUUUCGUCACAUAUGUCGUUUUCCUGGGCACUUUGGUUUUUAGGCAACCAUAAUCCUUGUGGCAAACGAGGACAGCUGAUUGCUUUCUUCCUCCUGCAUUGCAAAUUGAGUGUCCAGGAAGACGGCGUUGAGAUGUUCUUAAAUGUCAGCACCUGAUCCUGUUCGAUGACGACGAAGUUAUCAUCCACAUUCCGAGCCCAAACUUUCGGUCUGUGGUGUCGGAAAACCAGUGACUCCAGCCGUUUUAGACCGCCUCGAUUAAGAGCCCUAAAAUCGGCGCACCCAUUGGCGUGCCCCUCGCCUGUUUGCUGAUUGUUUCAUUAAACGUAAAGAACGUCUUAAUACAGAACCUCGGGGUUUGGACGAUAUGGGCUUGUCCUAGGCCAUUUUCCGUUUCUUCGCACUUUUCUCGUAGGAUUGGUUCGAUGGUCUCGACUGCCAAGUCCCGCGGAAGUCAAAAGAAACGGGACACCAAAGGAUACCAUGACGCCGCUUGAUUGGAGACUUAACGGUUUAAGUUUCCUCAAGAAUUGUGUUGGCAAGCUGAAUGUGGUUUUCGAAUCGGAGAUCAGAAACUACUCAUUUUGUAGACUGCAGCGCCUAUCUAUAUAUAUAAAAAUGGAAGGAUUUUUUUUCUGUGUUAUAUCUAAUCUCCGAAAGUACUGCACCGAUUGCGCUGAAAUUUGGAUACAACCCGACCCGCGCAUAGGGCCGGGUUUUUGGCUGGUCAGGUGUGUAAUUAUGCCGAUGGUAUGUCUGUGAUGGGUAAAAAACUGGAUUUUUUUCCGGCCUAACGACGUCACCUGCUGCGGCCACUUGACCUACAUCCGCGCGGACACAUGUGUGCCCAGACUGCGGCCACUUGACCGACAUUCGCUCAAACGCACGUUCUCCGCCCGACAGCCGCGCUCACCCCACCACCCACCCCCUGCAGACACUUGAGCAGGCCCUCCACCAUCUCUGGGCCGGUAGGCAAACCACCCACCCUGCAGCAAAAAAACACGCAGCACUUGGACGCCACUUGAACUUGCCCAACACUACCCACCUAAUUGGGCUGUCGCCGCUGCCUCGGGGAUUCUCGGGGGGUGAGGACUGGAUGCAGCUAACACCAGACCCCUUCCCCGCACAACCCACAUCAGGGGCCUGUCACCCAAUGUCAGCUCAGUACUGUGCAGCUCGGCUUGAGGAGGCCCGGUUGCGGUCACGGCUGCCGCGUUCUGCAGCUUCGGGCCUGCUUCGUUCACAACAGGUUGAACACAGCCAGCUGGAAGUGGCCGAAUGGCGUCAGCGAGGAACAGCAGACCAGCGUCAAACUCGACUCCGUGCUCAGCAUUCACGCAGCCUGAUGCUGUUGUAA
Molecule: messenger RNA, 12004 nt
Organism: Spirometra erinaceieuropaei
Lineage: Eukaryota; Metazoa; Platyhelminthes; Cestoda; Diphyllobothriidea; Diphyllobothriidae
Source: the annotation of a GenBank genome assembly